Vanessa atalanta (red admiral) is the source of this 1989-nucleotide messenger RNA. Its product is annotated as serine/arginine repetitive matrix protein 1-like. The coding region runs from base 129 to 1514 and encodes 461 amino acids. The transcript is spliced from 14 exons. The record is from RefSeq and is a predicted model, not a curated record. Lineage: Eukaryota; Metazoa; Arthropoda; Insecta; Lepidoptera; Nymphalidae.
CGGCGUUGCUGGACAUCGCGUCCCGCCGCGUGGCACCGCAGCCCGCGCCGCCCCGGGGCUUCGCCCCUCGCGUCACGCCGCGCGCGUUCGGAGCCCUCGCUCCUAAGUAACGAGCGGAGUAAAAGAGAAUGUCGUCACGUCGCAACGGAUCCGUUUCGCGGGCGGCGGAGGCGGCGUCGAAGAAUCGCCUUCACAUGGACCGCAACCCACAGCACUCGAGGAUAACAGACCCAUCGAACCCAGCGGGGCGGAGGAAAGAGAUCGACAACGUGAUGAAGCGAGCCCGGCAGGCCUCGCCGGGCAGCUGGGACAGGAAGCUGCUGGAGGUCGAGGAGAAGGACCCGAACAGAUGGCGUCACACGGGUUACAAGCAGAUGUACUUGGACGGCUCCGGGUCGGCUUCUCCGAGACGAUCUCGCUCCCCGUCGCCGUCGCGCCGCUCGCGCUCGCCGCGCAAGUCGCGCUCGCGCAGCCCGCGCCGCCGCAUGCGUCACCGAGUGUACCUGUCCCCCCCCAGACGCAGCCCCGCGCGGCGCCGGCGCAGCGCCAGCCCGCGCGCGCGCCGCACGCGCCCGCCGCCGCGCCCGCCCAGCCCGCCCGACCCGCGGAAGUCGUCCCCGUCCGGCUCAUCGGCCAGCAGCUGCUCGGACGAGUCGUGCUCCGUCUGCUCGGCUAAGAAUAAGAAGGUUCCGCCGAAACCUAUUAAACCGGGUGCUCGCACGUCCCCAUCACCGCCUCGAACCAAGCGACCGGCCCCACCGGUGGCCGCACGAGCGGUCCAACCGACCAGGGAACUGUUGAAAGCCAGGGAGAGCAGCAAGAGAUCUAGGGAAGAGAAGGUACUGGAGUGGCAGCGCUCGCAGCUGGCCGUGCGGCCCGCGCCGCCCAUACCGCCCGCGCACAUCAAGCGGGAGGGCGAGCGCCGGCCGCGCCCGCCGCGCCCCGAGCGCCCGGACCGGCCCGACCGGACCGACCGGGUGUCGCCGGCCGCCAUCGCCGCCGCGCUCGCCGACAGCGACAGCGACUCCGAGAGCGACGCCAGCUCCGAGCCGCCGCCGCAGCGGCUGACGCUGUCGGAGCGCUUCGGCAAGAUGGCGCAGUGGUCGGCGGCGCGCUGCGCGCGGCUGGAGAACAUGCGCAUCACGCGGCGCGACAGCGCGCUGCACGUGCACAUCGAGCGCGACGACGCCGCGCCCGACGCGCCCGACGCGCCGCGCGCCGACUACCCAGGCCUGGACCCGGCGCCCGUGGGCAGCUACCCCGAGGAGCUGCUGGCGGUCGCUCCCGGGGGCUUGCCCUCGUGGGACGACGUCAGGGUGCGGUACGAUUACUACAAAAAGAGGGGAUACCUGAGAGGUCUCACGCUCGGUGAUUACGUGAAGUGGGAGGAGUGGUGGUACAAGUACCAGGAGUGGCUGAAGAGAGAGCGCGCCUACGAGCGCUGGGCCGAGGGCGAGGGGGGCACGAGCCGCCGCGAGCGUCGCCGGCGCGGCGGGCGCCACCGGCGCAGCUGAGGGCGCGCCGCCCCCGCCGCCGUGCUCUGCGUAGACCUGGCCGCGGGGGCCGCGCACCGCUAGUGCGCGACCCGCCACCCCCGAAGCACCGCCGACCGUCUCGUCGCCGCCGUACGACACCAUCGGUGCGCGUGAAUGUUCAUUUCGGAAGUGCCGACGAAUGAACGACAGUCGCUCGGUGAAGUGAUAUAGUGUUUCGGGUGUGAACUGACUUUUAAAAGUGAGUCUAUAUGUAUAAAAACUUGUAAAACUCGUAUUGGUAGGUGAUUUCAAACGAUUGUAUCUUUACAUUUAUUUUAAUUAUAAAAUGUCUAUUUACUGAAUUGUAUAUGUACAUAAUAUAAUAUUGUAAGGGUCACACACACACACACACACACACGUAGAUACGUUACGAUGUCGCGUCGUCGGGCGUUGCGACAUUAUAAAAUUUCACGUCACGAUAUCGUUGCGUGUUUGUGGGGUGGCCCUAAAUCCA